Rhopalosiphum maidis (corn leaf aphid) is the source of this 4810-nucleotide messenger RNA. RefSeq names its product AT-rich interactive domain-containing protein 3A-like. Gene Ontology annotation, biological process: regulation of transcription by RNA polymerase II. Lineage: Eukaryota; Metazoa; Arthropoda; Insecta; Hemiptera; Aphididae. The record is from RefSeq and is a predicted model, not a curated record. The transcript has 10 exons. The coding region runs from base 606 to 3017 and encodes 803 amino acids. Gene Ontology annotation, cellular component: nucleus. Gene Ontology annotation, molecular function: DNA binding.
CGUCGCGUGCACACACACACGAACGCCGUUCGCGGAUUUGCACCGCGAGUUUUACCUACCGAUUGCGGCAGACAGUCGUCGCACACGACGUGGUCGAAUACAAUAGAAUAUUUACGAUAUCGUUGUCGUAGCUCAUCGCUGUGCGAUUUAUUUUUGUUUUGAAAAUUGUUUUCCGUUUUUGUUUUGUGUUUUUGAUAAUUUUGCACCGGUUACCCGCGCCUACCAUUAGAUGAUAAUGCACUGCCGCCGACGAGUGUCGUUGUUCUCGUGCUGGUCGUCGCGGUCGUCGACGCUGCCGUCUUGUUCCGAUCGCGCCGCAAUCGCCGUUUCCGGUCAAUAAUAAUAGCGUACCUACAUAUACCUCACAAUCGUAUACAAUAAGUACCUGUCUCACACGGAAAACCCUUUAAUACGUAGACAGCGUUUAGUCGAUACUCCUCUGUAGCCGUCAAUAUCGUCAUCGCACAACACAUUAUUAUAUACAAAUAUACCGCCGCCCAUAGUGGACCGGAUGUGAAUACUCAUUCAAAAUUGGCCGUGUUAAGCAGAACCCCGUCCGUGUAGCAGCCACCGGCGAGACCAACUCGUUGGACUCGCACAAGGAUAUGCUGAAUAGUGAACCUUCGUCUGAGUUAGAUAAACAACAGCGCAACGCGCAGACCGAACAAGUGAAGAUGGCCGCCACUGAAGCCGGAAGCCCGAGACGACUGGGACUCAACCUCAACCUGAGCGUACAGCCACACGCGACCGCUUAUCACUGGCCGCACUCGACAGUGGCCGAAGACACGUCACCAUCCCGGUCCAAGGGCUGCACGGACGAAGAUGAUGACGACGACGAAGACGAUCGCGACAUGGACGACCGCGAUAUGGACGACGAUGAAAUGAUGAUGGACUGUCGGCAGGACGAGGAUUGUUCGCCCGAGGAUGAACAAGACAUUUUGGAAAUGCAGCGCGAGGAACGCGAAACCCUCAAUCAGCUCGCCAGGCAGUUGGCAUCUGGUUCGCGGCUCAUAACCCCGAUGCUCCAGCAUCUAGUGUACCAACACCCAGGGCUAUCCGUACAACCGUCACCGAUGCACCAACAGCAACUGCAACAGCAGCCGUCCUCCGUGGCCGUGUCAUUGACAACGGCCGCGCUCAACAGACACGCGACGGCCGCCGCUGCUGACCUGUCGCCAAAGUCCAGUCACUCGGGCGACGUGCCAAUGUCCGGCGGUCGUUCCACUGAAGUUCAGUCACCGUCCGCGGCUCGGAAUAACGAGGCGCAGUCAUGGACGUUCGAAGAACAGUUCCGACAGCUAUACUCGGCGGGCAGCGAAUCCGACAGACGGACCUUUCUAGACUCGCUGUUCAGUUUUAUGCAAGAACAAGGAACUCCAAUCAGUCGUUUACCCAUCAUGGCCAAGCGCGUGUUGGAUCUGUACACCCUGUACAAGUUGGUUGUCCAGAGAGGAGGUAUCGUUGCGGUCAUCACCAAGAAAUUGUGGCAAGAGAUCAUCCGAGGCCUGGGACUACCUCCUUCUAUAACGAGUGCCGCGUUCACGUUACGCACACAAUACGUAAAAUAUUUGUACGCGUACGAGUCACGAAUGAACCAGUUCAGUACAUUGGACGAGCUGAAUAUGGCGAUAGCGGGCAACCGACGCGAGGGCCGGCGGAACAAGUCGCUCAUGUACUCGGACAUGCCGCCUCCGCCGCCCGGUCACCUACACCAUCAUCACCACAGUCAUCACCAGCAAGUGCACGGUGGCCACCCACACUCGAUGAUGGGCGGAGGCGCUCCACCGCAGGCGUCGCCGCAACAACAGCAGCAACAGCAGCAGCAGCAGCAGCAGCAGCAGCAACAGCAACAGCCGCCUUCGUCCCAUCACCAUCACCACUACGCCAACGUGCUGGCCGCCGAAGAUCGGUUCCGGCAUCUCGCCGCCGCCAUCAUGGACAAUCACCAUCACGCGGCCGCUGCUGCAGCUGCCGCCGCGGCCGGCGUCAGUGUCGACCACCCCAGGCUGCGGAUGCGAUCGUGCAGUCCACCGCAACAUCAGCAACAAUUGCAAUUGCAAUCGGAAUGCAAGACGUCCGCGGUCGCGUUGCACCAGACACCUCGGUCACCGGCCGCCGCCGGCUUACCGCCACCGCCGCCAAUGCCACCAUCGUCGCUGUUCAAUGGCCACCAGCCGCCGUCGUUCCAACAUCUCCAUCAACAGCAGCAACAACAAAAUCAGUCCAACGCCACCCAGUCCAACAACGAGCAGACCAACAAGCAGAGAGAACUGCUCAGCAUGCUCAUGUGGAUGGACAUUGUCAGAGCGAAUCAAACCGCAAUCCCGAGACUACCCAUUUCAAGUUUGCCAUCCAGUCCGUCGGCUGCUGCGGCGGCGGCGGCGGCGGCCGCGUACACGGCGGCCGCGGCGCUGAACCUCACUCCCGCGUACAACAAGGGACAGCAGAUGGCGGCCGUGGUCGUCGUGCCGGAACAGAGCGAAGCGCUGAACUUGGGCAAAAAGAGGACGUCGAACAACAACAACAGCGAGGACGAGGACGCGGACGGCGACCGCGCGGACGAGUACGGCGGCUGCAGGCGCGAAUCCGUGUCGUCCGCCGCGAAGCGCAUCAAAACGGAACGGUCUUCGCCGCCGGUCAGCGGUUGUUCCAGCGACGACGAAAAGGCUGCGGCCAAGGCGACGAGCAACGGUAGCCCGUCGCCGCCGCAACCGUCGGCCGCCGACGACGUCGCGUACCGAUCGGACAAGAGGCGCGGUCCGUCGCCGAUCGACGAGGACGUGGUCGAGAUGGACAUCAACACGUCGCCUUCGGCCGGUUCUUCGGCUAACAACGGCUUGGCGAUAUCCGUGACGCGCAGAACGAAAAACGGCGUGUACAUGGGUCAACUCACCAAGAACAAUGCAUUGAUCAACGGAGGAUGGAACAACAACGCAAAUCCAUUCGUUUUGCACCUAAACGGAGAUCUAUACACUGGGCAAUUGCAGUUGCAACAAAAGCAGAUGGCCAACAACUGAGGACGUGACGUUUCUCUCGCACCGAUCAUUGGCGAUGUGCUUACCUACAAAAAAUGAUGAAUUCGUCUGAUUUAGAAAUAUUACGCCUGUUUAAUACACGUAUUAUAAUUUAUACCUUGUUAUUUUAAUAUAAUUUUGACGUCGAAAUUAAGAGACAUACACCAUGUCUAUACACACCGCAUAACGGUGUAGGCCCAUGUUGUGCGUUCGACUCAAAGACGGAAAAUGUAUUUUUUUUCUUUGCGAAUAGGCUUUUGACUGAUUUUAUAUUUGGUGUUAAUCUUUCGGUAGCACAUUUGUAGAAAAAUAUCGAGUUGUAUUCAUUGUAGAUUUCAGGUAUUAUUAUAUUUAGUAUAUUAUGUCGGCCGGCGACCGCGGUAUUGCGUCACACUCGAGUUUUUUCAACAAUAUUGUUGUCGUAUUAUUAUUAUGAAUUGUAAUAUAAUUCGUUUUUAGUUUAGUUCAAAUAAUAAUUUUCUACCAAAACAUUUUGUAUACGUGUUUGAGUUUGAGAUAAAUAGAAAGUUUGAUAUUUACACAUUGUAUGAUUCAAUAUAAUAUAAACAAAUUGAAAAAAAAAAUGUGUAGUAUGUGUGUGUAUAUUCAGUAGUAUAACAUAUAUACAUAGUGUAUAGUGUAGUUAUUUUGAAGUAUAUUGUACGACUUGUGUUUCGUCAAAAGUUUCUUUUUAUAGAUUGAUAAUAAUUGUAUUAUACAUUUAUACGGUCUCGUCGGAUUGAGGACUUUGUAUAUUUGUGUGCAUGUAUGUAUGUAUGUAUGUGUAUGUGUGUGUGUGCGUAAAAGUAUAUAUUGCGUAUAUAUUUAGAACGCGUAAACCGAAAUCGGAAGGGUUCGAAAGACUUUUUGUACAUAAAAAAUUCAAUUGUUAAAGUUUUUUUUUUCGUCGACUCAAUUUUGGUCAGAUGUGUCUGUGACAGCAAUAAGACCUAAAUAAGAAAAAAAAACAUUUACAGAAUCAUAAAAUAGGAUUUCGUUAAAAAAAAUAAAGGAAAUCUCUUAGUCAUUCGAAUUCUUGUGAUUUUGUAUAUAUUAUUAUAUAGGUACCUACAUAAUAUUAUUAUAUUCGAAACCGUGUACAUAAUAAUAGGUAUUACUAAAACUAUACAUCUUACGAUAUGAUUACAAUAUAAUAUUGUGUACCUUAUAUUUACCAUUGAGUGGUUUUAGCUUUAUUAUGAGUAUUGUAAUAUUGUUCGAUUUAUCGUGUUUCUAGUGUAUUAUUCGGUUAAAGUAUAGAGUUAGCUUUUUGUCUCGGUAAACCCUGCGCCGAGGUGUAUAACUAUUAUUAGUAAUAAUUACUAAUUAUAAUAUUAUAACACAAACGGGUGUGACGAAUACACGACAUAUAUUAUUAAAUAUAAGAUGAUUUUUAGUUAAAUAUAAUAUUAUUAUGACGUGCUUGUGAGUUUUGGGCAACGAGAUCUCAUGUUCAAAUCAAUAAAAGUACUGUCGUGCUGUACGCGUAUUACAACGCGCUACCGUGUCGUGUUUUUCAUAAAAAAAAAAUCUGUAUUCGCAUCGAGGUAGUUUCUAUUUAUUAUUGACUUCGGUGAAAUAAUGUAUACACGCAUCAAGUAAUCAUAAAGCAAUACUCGAUACAUCCUAAAACCGUCAUCUCCUACAAGACGGCGUGUGCAUGACCAUUUAUCGAAAUGUAUUACCUUAUCCAAGACACACUUCAUUGCUGCCCAUAUUAUACAUAGUUUUAUAUAAUAUAGUAUUAGCGUGUACAUUUUAUUAUUAUAUUAAUCAAUUUAUACUAUUAUAUUAUC